Molecule: messenger RNA, 1172 nt
Organism: Daldinia caldariorum
Lineage: Eukaryota; Fungi; Ascomycota; Sordariomycetes; Xylariales; Hypoxylaceae
Product: V-type ATPase
Exons: 6
Coding region: 273-761 (162 amino acids)
Biological process (GO): proton transmembrane transport
Cellular component (GO): proton-transporting V-type ATPase, V0 domain
Molecular function (GO): proton-transporting ATPase activity, rotational mechanism
Source: RefSeq, a predicted model, not a curated record
UGUGUAACAAGUAAUUAGACAAUCACGUGGUUCCAGGUUAGUAAGGUCAUUCGAAAGCCGCGUCUUAGUUCUAAGAAGGCAGCUGGUCCGGCUGCGUCUGGUUUAUGGGUUUAUAGCUUCAUAGCUUCAUACAAUUCUAACCCUUCGAGGCUCGACAGGUUCGGCGACGACGACGACGACAACUCCCUCUAUAUUCCGCGAGCCCAUUGAUUUAAUUUUAUCUUUUCCUCCAGCCCGUCCCUAUACACAUUCCGAUCAAUCAUAUAUCCAUCAUGGCGGAAUCAGAAAUAGCGCCCAAGUUUGCCCCCUUCUUCGGCAUGGCCGGUAUUGCAUCCGCCAUGAUCUUUGGAUGCGUCGGGGCAGCAUACGGGACGGCGAAAUCGGGCAUUGGUAUCUCGGGCGUGGGUACCUUUAGGCCAGACCUGAUCAUGAAGUGCCUGAUUCCCGUCGUCAUGUCCGGAAUUAUCGCAGUUUACUCCCUCGUCAUCGCCGUCUUAAUCGCCGGAGACAUGGAUCCGCCGUCGCGACAAAGCUACAGCUUAUUUACGGGAUUUAUGCAUCUGGGAUGUGGACUCGCGGUCGGAUUCACGGGCUUAGCCGCUGGGUACUGUAUCGGGGUUGUUGGCGACAAGGGUGUCCGCGCGUACAUGGAGCAGUCGAGGAUAUUUGUCGGCAUGGUCCUGAUUCUUAUUUUUGGCGAAGUUCUGGGUCUCUAUGGUCUCAUCGUUGCCCUUAUCCUCAACACUAAGAGCAAGGGCUAAAUCAUACGGACUCGAACUCGAACUCGAACAAACCAUAUUUCACAAUGGCCACUAAGUGUUCACACAUAAAGAGGCACUAACCAACUAUCAGUCUAUAAGGAUAAAGUGUAAUCAGUAGCUACAUGGUCGAUGGCGUUUUUACGGGUAUGUAGAACUAAGGGGGUAUCCAUUAGAAUCGUUGACGGCUGGCAGGUCCGUAUUUGGUCAAAUAUACGACCAAGGCCUCCAUUGAUGAAUAAGAUAUUUUGAACUACAAGGCAGGAUUGCUUUCAUCAUAAACAGGGUCCUUCGAAUUCGUGUUAAAAUUGAUGCUAAAUAGGAGUCGGCUAGCUACUACAAAGCCUAAAGGAAUGCGGAAAGAAAUGAAGAAUCAAUACCCUCACGACAUAUCUCAUGACCUCAUCCAUUCAU